Molecule: messenger RNA, 714 nt
Organism: Fusarium vanettenii 77-13-4
Lineage: Eukaryota; Fungi; Ascomycota; Sordariomycetes; Hypocreales; Nectriaceae
Exons: 2
Coding region: 1-714 (237 amino acids)
Source: RefSeq, a predicted model, not a curated record
AUGCCUCGCGGAAGAAUCAGUCAGGUCCUCAAGCUCAGUAAGAUUGAGCAGGGUCUGAAGGUGUUCGUCACCGACGUCCGUUUCACGGUUCCUGAAGGAAACAACCAAUGGUCGCCUAGCCUCAACACCCACAAGUGCAUCUUUCACACUAAAAUGGCGGAUGAGGAGAAGAAAAAUGCACUACCAAUCGAGGUCUCUCAGGCAUUCCGUGAAGGGUACAUUGGAGAGGUCUGCUUGACUUCGACCAGUGUCUUUGACUCUGGUAUCGGCCCAACUGUGGAAAUUGAUAUUGCCGUUCUUGGGGAAGUUUCGAUCAAGGACAAGUCAAGGCCAGUAGGCCAGAAGGGAAGCAUCACCGUCUCAAGCUCCGAAUGGGGCGGCUGGAUGUCUCUCUGGGGCAACGCCGACACCAUCAUGGUUGCCUAUAGCCUCAUUGACUCUGGCACGAUACUCAAGAACUUUGACAUUCCCGUCUCUGGGCACACAAAGCCUCUCCAUCUGGGAUUAGAGGUGGACGAGAAGAAGGAAGUCCUUGCUUUGAAGCUGGAUAUUGAGUCGAACUGGAUCUUUGACGGCGUGAACUUGUUGCUUGGGGGUGUUUACUACGCUCACGAUGUAACGUAUGGGUACGUGUUUGGGGCUCUUGGAGGGUGGCCAGCCGCUGUUGGCUAUGUUGGGGGAGAUGGGCUUCGAAACCUGAUUUUCCCUAAAUAA